GGAUUCGGAACUCUCUGCCCGUAGAGUGGUGUCCCGCUUGGCCCGUCCGAUCAAUAAACCAAUGCCCUUCAUUCCCAUUUGCCCCUUGCUUGCCGCAAUGCACCUCUUCUGUUUGGCAGAGGAUUUGAAUCCAACAAGACCAGGCAUGAGUUUCAUACACAAUUUUCCCCAGAUAAAACUAUAUUAGUGCGCCUUGUAAAAAUUGCUCUUCCAGCCUUCCAAGUCACCCCCAUGGGUGUAACACAUUCAGCUUCAAACCUCUCUAAUAAAGUUCAAGUAUGGGUUUAUCAAAGUCGUGGCCUUUCUUCUCUUUCAUGUAUCCAAAUCUUCAAAGAAACUGAUACAAAAUUGCCCAAUCUUUCGAAGUUUCCAACAAAAAAUCAAUUUUCAGCUAAAAAACUUCUCCCCGAUACCUUACUAAGUGUCAAUGGUUCCACCUCCGAUUUGGACUCUUCAUUGAGUCUCUUCAAACGGGCUUGCCAGAAAAAGGAGUUUCGCCCCGCUGCUGACACAUACCACACCAUAAUUUUGAAAUUGGGUAUGACCGGAAAAGUGGGCGAAGUGGAGGGACUUUGCAAAGAGAUGGUGGAGGGAAAAUGCCCAGGCUUUGAAGAAGUGAUUUUUUCGCUAAUUGAUGCUUUUGUUAGGAACCAUAGGCUUAGUGAGGCUUUAUGUGUUGUUUCUUAUGUACAUUUAUGUAGCAAUAAGCCAGCAUCCCUAUCUGUGUAUAAUAAGAUGUUGGAUGCACUUGUGAAGGCAAAGAAAGAUUUUAAAGAUGUUGUCUAUGUAUACAAAGAGAUGGUAAAAGCUGGAAUUGUUCCAAAUACCGAUACACUAAAUUAUUUGUUGCAGGCAUUGUUGGGUGCGGGUCGUGCCGAUUCAAUGUUGGGUCAAUACAGAAGGAUGGAUAAGAAAGGGUGUAAGCCAAAUAGUAGAACUUUUGAGAUAGUUAUUAGUGGACUUGUUUCUAGUGGUAAAUAUGAGGAAUCUCUUGGGGUUUUAGAUGAACUAUUUAGCUCUGGGUGUGAACCUGAUCUGAGUUUCUACGCCUCCUUACUGCCCAUAUUUUGUGAUAUGAAUAACCUCGAGGUGGGAAUGAGGCUUUUUGGAAUGAUGAGAUCUUCAAAGAUAUCUCCAACCUCAUCAAUAUAUGGGUGUAUGAUACAAUGUCUGUGCAAGAAUCGUCUUGUGGAUGAAGCACUAACCCUAGUAGAAGAGAUGACUGCCAGUCAUCCAAUUCUGGAUGAGUUUUUGCUCACUAGUAUAAUCGACAGGUUAUGUGAAAUGAACAAAUUGUCUGAGGCCAAGAAGUUAUUGGAAGAUCAAAAUGUUUCUAUUGCAUCUCCUUAUAAUGUUCUUCUCCAAGCAUAUGUGAAUGCAGGUGAUUUUGAUAUUGCUCGACACCUGUUCGAUGAAAUGUUUGAUAGAGAUUUAACAGAUGUCGGUUCAUGGAAUAUCCUCCUUAAACAUUUCUGUGAAUGCCACGAGAUAAAUGAUGCCCUGAAGUAUCUUGGGAAGAUGAUUGUUUCAUCGGCUAACCCAAAUGCCGAUACUUAUUCAGCAAUUAUAAUUGGCAAAUCCUCAAUGGAUGAAUAUGAGGAAGCCUUGACAUUGUUCCACAAAGCAUGGGUCAAAUCGUGGGUUCUUGAUGAUGUGUCAUACGGUCAACUCAUCAAUUGUCUAUGCCGUUCAGAAAGGUAUCAAGAAGCUGUGCAAGUGUUUUCCCUAAUGUCUAGCAAAAGACGUCCUCUGAACUCUGUAUCGUUCGAUUUGCUUAUCAGGGGUAUAUCUGGAAUCACCGCUCAAACAAUCAAAUUACUGUCAUUGGCUUAUUACAGUGGAGCGUCCCCUUCUAUUUCCACCCUAAAGACCAUCGUUCAAGGUCUCUCUGAAGGAAAUAAGGUGGAUGAUCUCUGUACAGAAUAUUGCAUCCUCUUAAUUAACUUGAUGCUUACUGAGGGUUUAUUAUCAUCUCAGAAUUGCAAUGCACUUGCUAAUCUACUCUCGUGUUUGAUGAAAAACUCUCAGUUGCACGUGAUUUUGCCUGCGGUAGAUACAUUUAUCUCCAACUCUGAAUUUCAUGAUUCGUCUGUAUUUAGCGUGUUGAUUGAUAGCCUUUGGAGAGGGGGGUAUAGAAGAGAGGCCUCUAAAUUGUUGGACUUGAUGUUGGGGAAGGGGUGGGUCCCUGAUCCAGGAACUCAUGCAGUGUUAAUGGGUUCAUCAUUUGUUGAAGAAGAUGGAAAAGAUGCCGAAGUACCUGUUGUCUGUGAAGAUAGUGUUAGCGGCAUACUUGCCCAAGGUUUAGCAGAAUGUGACCAUUGAUGUUGGCUGUGGAUCAGAGUGUGAUUUUGUGUCCUGUAAACUUGGAUUUGAUGCAAGGAGACUGAGAAAGGCCAGCCAAACAUAUGAAGAUUUCCACUUGACUUCUCUUGAAAAAUUUUGAGGGAGAGAUAGAGUUUGGGGUAAAUAGUGGAGUUUCUCGGGUCGUGUAGGGUUCCAUUUGUAAAUUGUAAGAGGAAAAUGAGGCUAGAUUAUUAUGUCCAAGCUGAACAAAUGUUGGGUCUUGCUUUAUAGUUUAGACGGAGUAUGGUUUUUUAUUCACUUAAUGUAACUUCGGAAUUACGAUUCAUACAACUAUACAAGUAUUGUAUUUGAAAGCUUCUAUCGUUCCUUAUUCACAUUUUAAAUAAUAAUAAUAAAACAUCCAAGAUAUUGACAACA
Messenger RNA from Cuscuta epithymum, 2721 nucleotides. Lineage: Eukaryota; Viridiplantae; Streptophyta; Magnoliopsida; Solanales; Convolvulaceae. The record is from the annotation of a GenBank genome assembly.